Molecule: messenger RNA, 2199 nt
Organism: Limanda limanda (common dab)
Lineage: Eukaryota; Metazoa; Chordata; Actinopteri; Pleuronectiformes; Pleuronectidae
Gene: egr2b
Product: early growth response 2b
Exons: 2
Coding region: 180-1508 (442 amino acids)
Biological process (GO): regulation of transcription by RNA polymerase II
Molecular function (GO): RNA polymerase II cis-regulatory region sequence-specific DNA binding; DNA-binding transcription factor activity, RNA polymerase II-specific
Source: RefSeq, a predicted model, not a curated record
UUUAGCCGCUGUGAAGUUUAUGAGCAGAGCGCAUUAAGCGCAGCGGACGCACGGAGCUCAUCCUCUCACGGUGUCACACAGAGACAUGCAGCGGUGACCCGCGCAAGACUGGCUAACUCGCACACGCUUUGAAGAAACAGACCAGAGAAGACAAGAGACGCGCGUUCUUCAUCCUCACAAUGACGGCUAAAACUCUGGAGAAGGUGCAGAUGAAUCUCGGGGGCUUCGUGCAUCCCCUGGCCGAGAGCGUGUACUCGGUGGAUGACAUCUCCAGCCUGCCGACCUCCGUGGCAAUCUUCCCCAAUGCAGACAUAGGGGCGCAUUACGACCAGAUGACAGCAGACGGUUUGAUGAGCGCGGACAUGACUGGAGACAAGCGCUCUCUGGACCUCUCCUCCUACUCCGGCGGCUUCUCUCAGCCCCCGUCCCACCGCAACCAGACCUUCACCUAUAUGGGGAAGUUUUCCAUCGACUCCCAGUAUCCAAGUAACUGGAACCCCGAGGGAGUGAUCAAUAUCGUCUCGGGCAUCUUCAACGUGGCUCAGCCACCGCCUCAUCCUCCUCCCUCCUCUUCAGCAUCCUCCUCCCCGGCUUCUUCUGGCUCUCCCAGUCAUUUCUCCGGCGCAAAUUUGAGUUGCACCAUGGCGGGUCCGAGCCAGGCAGAGAUGGAGCAUCACCACCACCUUUAUUCCCCACCGCCUCCUUACUCCUCCGGCUGCGGGGAGAUGUACCAGGACCCCUCCGCCUUUCUGUCCACUUCCACCUGUCCUAUCGCGUCCUACCCGCCACCCUCCUACUCUUCUCCUAAGCAGCACAUCGGCUCAGACGCGCAGGGGCUUUUCCCCAUCAUUCCCGACUACUCGGGCUUCUUCCAGCCAGCUUGCCAGCGGGACAUGCACACGGCAGGUAUCCAAGAUCGGAAACCGUUCGGCCCAUGCCCACUCGAUUCAUUUCGCGUCCCUCCACCCCUGACCCCGCUGAACACUAUCAGGAACUUUAAGCUGGGCGGUCCGGGUGGUGGCUCCGAUGGAGGGCCGCUUCCAAGGCUCCCAUCUGCCUACAGCCCACAGAACUUGCCCCUGAGGCCGAUCCUGCGGCCCAGAAAGUACCCGAACAGACCCAGCAAGACACCGAUCCACGAACGGCCGUACCCCUGUCCUGCGGAGGGCUGCGACCGCCGGUUCUCUCGCUCUGACGAACUGACCAGACACAUUCGCAUCCACACUGGACACAAGCCGUUCCAGUGUCGGAUAUGUAUGCGCAACUUCAGCCGCAGCGACCACCUCACCACGCACAUCCGCACGCACACGGGAGAGAAGCCGUUUGCCUGCGACUUCUGUGGCCGGAAAUUUGCCCGGAGCGACGAGAGGAAGAGACACACUAAAAUCCACCUGAGGCAGAAGGAGAGGAAGUCUUCCACCGUCUCUUCCUCCUCCUCAUCGUCCGGCAACUCCGGACUGGAGCGGCCGUCAGGCGCGAUCAGCACCACCAACGGGAUCUGUCCAUAGUUAGUCAACUUUGCUGUCACCUUGGCCGCGUGGCGCACACUAACCAUCGAAUAAUGAUUCCGAAACUGUUGUGAACUAAACAUAGCAGCCGAAACCGCAGGAUGGGAAAGAACACGAACUUAUGUGCAGCCGUGCGCAAUUACGCACAGUAUGCACCCAUUCCUGCUCCAGAAGUGACAGAGACUGACACGAAUGCACUUUGCCUGCACAGUCUACUGAACAUACAAGUAAAUAUAGCCAUUAUUUCAGAAGAAUAUAGAAGUGCAGUUGUAAUAAAGAGGAUUUUUAAUAUACUGCCACACUUACUGAGCGCGCAAGACGCAGCGCGCUUAAAUGUGAAAUAACCGCAAUAAUGUUUUAAAUGAAGGAGAAAGUUUUAAGUUAUUAAGUUGACAAAGUGUUGAUUCUAACAUUGUUGAUGAUGACUAUAUUUCCUCUUUAGUGCCUUGCUGCGUGUCUUUUUUGUACGUUGAUUCAAGGACGCUCCUAACUCAUUGUGAAUUGGUCUUUAAUAUGUACAGUGGAGACUUUCUAUUUUUCUACACGUUUGGUGUAUCUCCAAGUGUUGAGUCGUUGUGGUUCACGUGUAAAACCAUGUUGGAAUGUAAAUAUGUUGAACUAAUACCGACUUGACAUGUUUGUUGUGUUGUGUGAUUUGAGACUUAUUAAAUGUGUGAGGAUGUUAAACACA